UAGCUGCCGAGCCAAACAAAUAUGUGUGAGAAUAAGGAGAGUCGCAGACGAGGAUCAGUGUCGAGCUAAUUGGACCUCCAAUAUUUAGAGAAAGGCUGUGCUCCACUGGAAACAUUGCCAUAGACUUCCAUUUUCUAGACAUUUGUUGAUGCACUUGGAGGGUCAAGUCGUGGCGUGCAGUACGGUCAUGGUGUCCUGUGCUCUCUUGGUCCUGGGCCCUCUGUGGAUCCCCAUUCUGACACAAGCCUGCAGGGGAGAGGAGCUGUCCAGAGAAGUGGUGUUGUCCUGGUUCAGAGAGCGGGUCCUGGAGGACCUCGGGCUGGAGGAGCCUCCUCUGACCACGGCACAGGGUCCUGACAGGGACGUGCCAGACGCAAGGCAGGCGCCCUGGGGUGCCCCCGGCAGGACGAGCAGGACAGCGUGGGUCAACCGUGGAACCAGUCCGGCCCAGGACACAUCUCAAAUCAUUCUCUUCCCCGGCUCCGACUCACCCUGUGGCGCAUCGGACUCGGCUCCUGGAGAGACCACCAACAGCCACUUCACGUAUUACUUCCAGCCCUCCGUGAACAACCUGGAGAUGGAGGUCACGUCCGCCCACUUCUGGUUCUACGCCGGCGAAGGCGUCAACUCCUCCGCCCCGCUGUUCAUUCUCGCGUCAGCGCAGCGGCGUCUUCGGGCGGCGGAGGCCGCGCCGGCGACGAGCGCAGACGGGUGGAGCACCUACGAGCUGGCCCGACACCCGCUGGCCUCUGUGGCCGAGGGCCCCUUUCUGCUCCAGGUCCGCUGCCCGGCCUGUCGGUGCCACCGCGACGAGCCGGACAAGACGCCCUUUCUUCACCUGCGCGCUCAGCCUCGCGGUCCCGUGCGCUCGCGGCGCCGCCGCGCGCCGGUGACCAUCCCCUGGUCUUCUUCCGGUGUGGACCUGCUCCAGCGGCCCUCUAAGGAGAGACCCGAGCACGGUGACUGCCUCAGGACAGAGAUGGAGAUCAGCUUUGAGGAGCUGGGCUGGGGCAGCUGGAUCGUCCAUCCAAAGCUGCUGACUUUCUCCUACUGCCGUGGGAACUGCUCAGCCGGGGAUCGAACCGCCGCCAUGCUGGGCAUCACACAGUGCUGCGCUCCGGUCCCAGGCACCAUGAAGUCCCUGAGGAUCACCACGACCUCUGACGGCGGGUACUCGUUCAAGUAUGAGACCUUGCCCAACAUUAUACCUGAGGAGUGUACUUGUAUCUGAACGCUUAAAGGGCCAGUACACCCAAACAAAAGCACUGGUGUUAGUGUUCUGCCUUCCAGCCAAGGGGAAUAUUUCUGUGCCGAGGUUUUGAGAUCAGUUUUUCCAAAUGUAAUGUUUAAAAGCACAGAUGGGCAUGACUUGUAUUCAAUUCACCUCCAUUGUGUUUAGAAAAUAUGAGCCAAUAAUACUUCAGAUAUCACUUGUAGCAAGUUAUAAAGUGUGUGUUAAUGCGGGCCCUUUAAAGCUCUGCAUGCCACUUAAAGUAGAACUCCUCCAAGGCCAGCGUUGUAUUGCUUUUCAUUGUUUCGAUUCUGGCCUCUAGAGGGCAGUGUACGUCUACUUUGACGCCGCUUCCUUUCACAUCAAUGCCUUCACAUACAG
Cyclopterus lumpus (lumpfish) is the source of this 1612-nucleotide messenger RNA. RefSeq names its product inhibin subunit alpha (gene inha). Gene Ontology annotation, biological process: SMAD protein signal transduction. The coding region runs from base 149 to 1231 and encodes 360 amino acids. NCBI's taxonomy places the organism in Eukaryota, Metazoa, Chordata, Actinopteri, Perciformes, Cyclopteridae. Gene Ontology annotation, cellular component: extracellular region. The transcript is spliced from 2 exons. Gene Ontology annotation, molecular function: cytokine activity; growth factor activity. The record is from RefSeq and is a predicted model, not a curated record.